UAGACAUGCUCUUAAUAUUGGCCUCUUCCAUGGUUAUAUGCUUCCACGGUGGGUGGCUUGCAUGCAAAGAGCAAAAUGACUUUUCAUUCCUGACCUCUCAGUUUUCUUCAUCAGAUGAAACAACCAGCAAAACCACCAUGGCUCAAAUCCUAUUAGCAGCUGCCCUCGGCAUCGUCGUUGCUGCUGCGAUGCAUUAUCGCCAACGAAAGACAAAGCAUGAGAAGAUCAUCCCACGCUUGAGGGUCUCGGAUUCCAGCCGCGUUCAUAAGAUUGAGAGGUUCCCCCAUUAUGUAGCUCGGCAGCUGGGAUUUCAUGAUAGAAGAGAAUGUCCAAACCUCUGCAAAUUGGCCACCGAAUACAUGAGAAAAUGCGACGGCUUUGAGGAUGAUAUCUACAGUUUCUUCUCUAGUGAACCGGAUGCGGAUUCGCUGUUUGUGAAGCUUCUGGAGGAGUUCGAGAGAUGCAUCCUCAGUUAUUUCGCAUUUCAUUGGAAUGAAGCUGAUCUGAUGAUUAGUCAGGUUUAAGAUCACAAAGUCUAAAACGAUUAAAAUUACAAAAGAUAGAUGAAAAUGCUUAUGAUACAUCUGCUAUGCAGAAUCAUAUACGAUGCAGAAAAUCCUAAGGUUGUUGAAUUUCAGGUCUUGAGUUGCGAUACUGAUCAGCCGAGGAAGAAGCUCAAGAACAUUGUCAUGGCAGCGACCAGGGAACAGAGAUUCGAGAGGGUGACAAAAAAUUUGAAGGUGGCUAGAGUUUUUACAACGUUACUGGAGGAGAUGAAAGCAAUGGGACUGGCCCAGGCGGAUGACUCAACAUGUACAGAGGUGAUGGCUCCGGUGGCUCAUGCUGAUAGAAGUCCAGUCCUCCUCUUCAUGGGAGGUGGAAUGGGAGCUGGGAAGAGCACUGUACUAAAGGACAUUCUCAAAGAGCCAUUCUGGGCUGGAGCAGCAGGGAAUGCAGUAGUGAUCGAAGCAGAUGCGUUCAAAGAAUCUGAUGUCAUAUACAGAGCUCUCAGCUCUAGAGGGCAUCACGAUAUGCUUCAAACAGCUGAACUGGUGCACCAAUCAUCUACAGACGCUGCAUCAUCUCUCCUGGUGACAGCACUUAAUGAAGGGCGAGAUGUGAUCAUGGAUGGCACACUCUCUUGGGUACCAUUUGUUGUUCAGACUGUAACAAUGGCCAGAAAUGUCCACCGCCGUCGUUAUCGCAUGGGAGCUGGUUACAGGGUAAAUGAUGAUGGAACUGUCACUGAAAACUACUGGGAACGAAUCGAAGAUGAAGAACCAGAACACGUGGAAGGAAGAAAGAGAAAACCAUACAGGAUAGAGCUGGUUGGAGUUGUGUGUGAUGCUUAUCUGGCUGUUAUAAGAGGAAUAAGGAGAUCUAUCGUGUGCAGAAGAGCUGUUCGAGUAAACUCACAAUUGAAAUCCCACAAGAGAUUUUCAGAGGCUUUUAAAACAUACUGCCAGAUAGUUGACAAUGCUAGACUGUAUAGCACUAAUACGUUGGAAGGACCACCUAAGUUGAUAGGUUGGAAAGACAAAGACAAGACCUUGCUGGUUGAUCCCGAUGAAAUUGAUUGCUUAAAAAGGGUGGCAAGAUUAAAUGACAGGGCGACUUCCAUAUAUGAACUUUACAAGCACCCAAACCCCGCUUGUCAAAAGGGGUCCGUUUGGAAGGACAUUGUUUUAUCACCUUCAAGGGUAAACAUUCAACAGGAGCUGAAGUACUCUAUCCAGAAAGUAGAAAGGUUGAAACAAUAGAGCAACAGUGCCGGCCAUGGCUCAGAAGAUGGAGACAGAAUGAAGCAUCAAAAGCUUUCAGUGGAGUUAA
Molecule: messenger RNA, 1830 nt
Organism: Argentina anserina (silverweed cinquefoil)
Lineage: Eukaryota; Viridiplantae; Streptophyta; Magnoliopsida; Rosales; Rosaceae
Product: calmodulin calcium-dependent NAD kinase
Molecular function (GO): ATP binding; kinase activity
Source: RefSeq, a predicted model, not a curated record